UCCCUUGCUCCCCGAACCCCCUUGUGCCUUGCUGUCCGGCGUGGGCAUAAAGCCGCCGAUGACACUUCCUGUAGGAACCAUGGGUUUCCCGUCCCCAUUUUUGUGCAGGAGCCCUCAUCGCCGAGUGACCCGACGGCCGUGCCGCGCUCCGGCUUCCCGGACGCCCGCGCGCACGCGCCGUUGCCACAGCAAGCCAAAGGCUGAGCUUUUGGCCACGUCACGGCUGUGUGCACCACGAACACGCACGCCUCGUGAGCACGCACACGCACACCGGCCACAGCCUUGCCCUUAGCCUCGCCCAUCGUCGUGUUGUGCCACUACGGCAAAUCGCCGAGCACCGCGCGCACGUCCAGCCGCUGGUUUGCACCUGCACACUCACACGCACCACGGCGAGCCCCAACCAAAGGCCGAGCCUUCAUGCCUGGCUGCUCACGCGUGCCUCACCACGGGCACGAAACCAUAGCUACCGCCGCCAUGGCACAUCGCACGCACACAUGCACACUCGUGCUGGUCGCAAGGCCAAGAUUUUGGCCUUGCCAAACCAAGCCGACGCCCACGCGCGCACACCACGUCGCGCGUUGUCGUCGCCACGACGUCGCGUUCGCCACGCACCCGACCCUGCCGAGCUCACGCGCGAACCGCUUCGCCCUCGCCUCGCCGGAGCAGACCCGCCUCGCCGCCUUGCCUUGUCUGGCCGAACGCCGCCGCAGCUUCCUGCGCACGUGCGUGGCCGUAACUAAGGCUGGACGAAAAACUCUUGGCUCGAUAGCUCGCUCGGCUCGGCUCAUUAGUGGCUCGGCUCGGCUCAGCUCAUAGAAAAAUAUAAACGAGCCAAGCCAAAGUUUUGGCUCGGUCUCUUAUCGAGCCAGCUCGCGAGCAGCUCGCGAGCCGCAACGAGCCAGCGCUCAAAUCUAGCCGGCCCAGCAGCCCAGCUUCGACUCGAUGAAAGUGAAACCCAAAGCCUACCUCUCCGGCUCUCCCAGUCCCACACUCCCACUCCCACCUCUGCGCGGCGGCUGGGCGACUCGCGAGUCCCGUCGCCUCCCCCGACCUCGCCCCCGUCACCUCGCCCGUCCGGUCGUCCCCGGCAGCCCGGCCCGCCCCUCCAACGACCCGCCUCCGGGGGCCGGCGCCCUGCCCUGCGGCCUCGCGGCCGGCGCCCCUGCGCGCGGCGCGCCUCGCGGCCGGGGGCCGGCGCCCUCCCUGCGGGCUACGGCCUCGGCGCCUCGCCCGUCGCCUCCCCCGACCUCACCCGUCCGGUCGUCCCCGGGAGCCCGGCCCGCCCCUCCAACGACCCGCCUCCGAGGGCCGGCGCGCUUGUGUGCCUCGCGGCCGGCGCCCCUGUGCGCCUCGCGGUCGGGGGCCGGCGCCUUGCCCUGCGGCCUCGCGGCCGGCGCCCCUGCGCCCUCACCCCCCGCUGGACCCGCUCGGCGCGACGACGGCUCCUCCAGCUGCAGGCCCCCUCUCCCCGCAGCCAUGGAGGAAGACCCUGGACAUCUUGUUGCGCCACCAGCCCGCAGCCAUGGAGGCAUCUGGCUCUGCUAGUGCUAGCUGGCUGGGUUUUUUUUUGAGCUGGCUCGUGAGCCAAACGAGCCAGCUCGAGCUGCCAAACGAGCCGAGCCGAGCCUGACUUUCAGCUCGGCCUGAUAACGAGCCGAGCCGAGCCAGCUCGUUACCAUAACGAGCCAGCUCGAGCUGAGCCGAGCCGAGCCGAGGCGGCUCGACAUCCAGCCUUAGCCGUAACCCGCGUUGAGCUUUUGUCUCGCCGCCGUGUCGCGACCUGGCUUCCCAGGUGCUCACGCGCGUGCAUGCCUUGAACCCGACCUCGCCACCGCCUGGAGAUCUGCCCGGCCCCGUCUCGACGCAGAGGAAGCACAUGCACACCCGCGGCCUUGCCAUGCUUGCUCAGUCCAGCUAACCGCCCUUGCCCUACCCGAGCCGGAGGAGAACCAAGCAGCGUCGCUGCCGCAGGAGGACCCUCGCCGCCGUCGUGGUCCGGCACGCUAGAGAAAGAGGAGGAGGUCAGCGUCAGCGGGAGAAGAAGACAAAAAAGGAGGAGAAAAAGGAAAGAAGAAAAAGAAGAGAGAAGAGAUGGGCCGCCAAUGCCCCGAAGGCCCAGUCUACUAGUCGAGCCGAGCCGGCCUGCCGAUCCGAGCGAGCCGGUCUGCUGAGCCAGCGACCCAAGCCAGCCCGUCUAACUGAGCCGAACCGAGCCGGCCCCUCGUCGCCCCAGCCGCCAGUCCGAGCUGGCCUGUUAAACGGAGCCGCAGAUCGAGCCAAACCUAAGCCAGCCUUCAAGCCGCCGCCCGAGCCGACCCUAUAACCCAAGCCGAGCCUUGUUGGGCCACUUGCACACUUUCGGCCCGACAACGACGUAAACCUUUCCCUUUUUCUUUUUCUGGUUUAACCCUUACACGCGGGCCCCGCUUGUAAGUCUCUUAUGAGAGGCUGACCUGUGGGACCACUAACUCGCGGACCCCACUGACCCGGUUGACCAGCCAACGGUCAAUGUUGACUUGGUCAACGCUGACCUCAGCAGGGCCCACUGCUAACCUUAGUAGAGCUGACCCCACCUGGUGACGUCAUGCUGACGUCAUCGUGCUGACGUGGCACGCUCCGGUGCUGCCAUGUGUCACCUCUGUGUUUUCCUUUUACGAUAAUCAUUUGUUAAUUCCAGAAAAUGCUUUAAUCUUAGUUAAUUCAUAUUAAUUCAACCAGAGCUCCGAAAAUUAUGAAACCAGUUUCAUAAUUCUUCUAAAAUCAUUAACUACGCGUUAGAAUAGGUCUUGUUGUGAGUUGGGUCUUAUUUGAGCAGUUUUGUGCAUUCUUGCACUUUAGCCCUUGUAUUUAUACGUAAUUACGAUUAGGUCCUGAUGAGAAGGAGUUGAUCAAUGUUUCGAGCAACCAGCGGAUCCAGAAGGACUACCUCGACACCAGGAGGAUCCAUAAGGACGUACCGGACGACUAGAAGACGUCAGAGACCGAGGAAGACUACGAAGAGCUGCUAGGUGUCGACAACGAUUGGGAUUGGCCUGCAAUGUACUUCACCGGAAAUCCAGAUUGGUCCAGCAGGGCGCGUCAACACGUACGAAAGAGGUCUAUGCAAGCUGCUAAGCUUUCGGAAGGUGGUGGGUCAUCACAAGUACCGCCGGAGGUGGUUGGUGGGGGUUUUUACAGGAGGCCUGUCCUCGAAUGGCUGCUUAAUAUUCUCGAAUGGCUGCUUAAUAUUCGAAUAUAUCUGUUGCAAUGGUUAUUAGAACCAUUUUUUGAGUUCAUCACGAUCAUGACGAGUCGUCGUCCGGUGGCGGUACGGGUCAGGCCCGAGAUUAAUCAGGAAUUAUUAAUACGCCAGCGUGAUGACGAGGCCAUGAAGUGGGUUCUGGACUCCGGUGCGUGGAUCCACCAUACCUCCAACCUGGGCCUCCUGCUUGACGGCGGCGGCUUCCAGUUUCAGGAUGAGAUAGACAACAAAGAAAAUGCUAUGACGCCGACGAGUGGCAAUAACGACGACGCCCCACAUGUCCAUGUCCAGGGCCGCGGGUGUGUACGGACGGAGUGUUUUGAGUUUCCAGGCGUCUGUUUUGUUGACGGGGACGAUGCAAGAAGGAAUGUUGUCUCAGUGUCUCAGCUCGCUCGUGACCAUGGCCUGGUCACGGUCUUUGAGCCAACGUCUUGCCACGUCAAAGAUAAGAAGACCGGGCAGAUCGUUGGCGAGGGCCGCUUAUGCAACGGCAUGUACAUGCUGGAUUCUCUGCGCAUCGUCAGCCAAUGCAUAGGAGAUGGAGGAGGAGAAAGUGGACGCAAUCGCCGUGAUGGAGCGGAUGGAGGAGGUGGUGGAGGUAGAGACCACCAAGAACAAGGUAAUGGAGAAGGCGAUAGCAUGGCUGAAAGGCGUGGAGGAGGUGGAAGAUAUGGUAGUAGGGGAGGAGGAACAGAGACUGGAGCUAGAAACCAGGAAGAAGCCAGUGGAAGUGGAGCCACUAGUGGAGAUGUUAACGAAAUAAAUGAGGACAGUGAUGAAAAAGAGAUCCAGGAAAUGAAUGAGAACGACAAAGACGAAGUAAAGGAGAUUGGAGAAAUAAACGACAAAGGAGAAGGAGGAGGAGGAGGAGGAGGAGGAGGAGAAGGAGAAGCAGAAGGAGGAGAAGGAGAAGGAGGAGAAAGAGGAGGGCAAAAUUUUGGACAAUUUUCGUCUCCACCGCACACGGGCUUGUUUGGCAUGUCACGAUUAGCUUGCAUAUUGUGGAUUGUUUGCAUAUUCUGCAUUGCAGCUUGCAUACUGCUACCGUAUACAAGCUGGGGGGCAGGAGUAACAAUCUUGUAUAUGGACUUCCACAGUCUAGCUGGAUUUUGGGUCCUGUUUAUUUUGGGCUUGCAACUUUUAAAAACCUGCAUGAUGCAAUCCACAAUCAGCAAGCUAAAACAGAUAAGGUCUUUGCUUCGAGGAACAAGUGGAGACGGCGGAAAGAGUAAAGAAAAAAAAUGGGGAGCUUAUCUCCGAGAAUUAUCUCAUCAAGAGUGUAACAAGCAAUUGUUUGGGCUAUCGCGAUUUGAUGCGACUACGGACCCGACUGGGUACCGGUGCUGCCAGCUUCCCGCCGAAGCAUUUCCAACGUCGACGACAACACGCCUGGAAGAAUUUCUAGUGGACUCGGGCGCAUCCUUGCACGUGACAUGGAAAGGGUUUAUUCUAUUUCACUACCCUCAGUAUCUAUGAAAUCAUACCAAGCCACCGACACGAUAUUUCCAAGGGAUUGCUGGAUCUGUAGCAGUCACAAGAUCUGGCUACUUGAAUGGCGAUAAUAUCAUGCUUGACGGCGUACUGCUUGCUCCCGAUUCUCGGGUGAACCUUGUCUCGGUUGGCCAGCUCUCGAUCCAGUACGGGGUGCGAGUGGAAAUGGACGAUGUGGGGGUUAUCAUUAAGAAGCAGGAUGGGGUACAGAUUGGGGGAGGCAGUAUGCUCGGCAACCAUCUGUACGUGCUGGAAUAUUUCCAGCCAGGAGGUCUAUUUGCUCACAGCGCCACACCACACCCCAGGACCUUCGGUAGAUUUCCAUAAUAGAAGAGCUGGUUUGUUUCCAUUGUGUGCAUGCUCUCAAGAUCCAGUCCACCAGCAUUGUACUUUCCUACUGAGUACCGAUUACACACUGUGUUGUGCUUGUGCUGUUUCAUCAGAUAUUAUUGUCAUUGGGCAUCAGUUAAAUAUGCCGUGAAAUCUCCAGUUUUUUUUUAUUUUUAUAUACAGAACACUGGGAGUAGUAUAUGUACACGACUGUUGGGCACCAUUGAUCUGGACCAUGUUAGUGUGCCUGAUUAAGUGAUUUGUGGCCGGCAUUGCUGUGUUUCCUUUGCGGGGCCAGAUUGUGCGUUCAUAUCCUUGAUGGCUUGAUCUGAAUAAGUAUGUAAUAUGUUGUUACGGAGGU
Molecule: messenger RNA, 5423 nt
Organism: Panicum virgatum (switchgrass)
Lineage: Eukaryota; Viridiplantae; Streptophyta; Magnoliopsida; Poales; Poaceae
Exons: 6
Coding region: 3038-4717 (559 amino acids)
Source: RefSeq, a predicted model, not a curated record